Messenger RNA from Passer montanus (Eurasian tree sparrow), 3899 nucleotides. RefSeq names its product MIB E3 ubiquitin protein ligase 2 (gene MIB2). The transcript has 19 exons. The record is from RefSeq and is a predicted model, not a curated record. Gene Ontology annotation, molecular function: protein binding; zinc ion binding; ubiquitin-protein transferase activity. NCBI's taxonomy places the organism in Eukaryota, Metazoa, Chordata, Aves, Passeriformes, Passeridae. Gene Ontology annotation, cellular component: cytoplasm. The coding region runs from base 362 to 3226 and encodes 954 amino acids. Gene Ontology annotation, biological process: protein ubiquitination.
CCCGGGGCCGAGCUGCAGCUGCGGCAGCAGCACCGCGGGGACGCGGCGGCCGCGGGGACACGGCCGGGCUCCGGGGACACGGCCCGGCUCAGGACAAGGGGCUUUGCUGCAGCCACACCGGGAGGUGCCGGGAUAAAGGCGGAUCUCAGCCCCGGUGCCCAGCGUCACCCGCGUUCUCCGCCCGCCCGGGCGCCGCUGUGGGGAUGGAGGAGGGACGGCGGCGGGCGCAGCGCUGGGCUUGUGGCUCCGGGGAUCCUCGGCUCUGCCUCGGCGCUGAGGUGUGCUGACCAUGCUGCCGCUGAUCCCGCCCGUCUGCGAGACCCCUGUGGAGGAGCACUUUUAGGGUUUGCUCUGCAGAUCCAUGGACCUGGACCCCCAUGCCAGCAUGCAAGUGGGGAUGAGGGUAGUGCGUGGAGUGGACUGGAAGUGGGGCAGCCAGGACAGCGGCGAGGGCAACGUGGGCACCGUGGUGGAGAUCGGCCGCACGGGCAGCCCCACCACGCCCGACAAGACCGUGGUGGUGCAGUGGGACCAGGGCAACAGAACCAACUACCGCACGGGCUUCCAGGGGGCCUACGACCUGCUGCUCUACGACAACGCCCAGAUAGGUGUCCGCCACCCCAACAUCAUCUGUGACUGCUGCAAGAAGCACGGCAUCCGAGGCAUGAGGUGGAAGUGCAAGAUGUGCUUUGACUACGACCUGUGCACCCAGUGCUACAUGAACAACAAGCACGACCUGUCCCACUCCUUCGAGCGCUACGAGACCGCUCAUUCCCAGCCGGUCCUCGUGAGCCCUCGGCAGAAUCUGACUCGCAUCACGUUAAAAGGGACUUUCCAGGGGGCUAAAGUGGUCCGUGGGCCUGACUGGGAGUGGGGGAACCAGGAUGGGGGUGAGGGCAAGAUUGGCCGCGUGGUCGAUAUCCGCGGCUGGGACGUGGAGACCGGCCGCAGCGUCGCCAGUGUCACCUGGGCAGAUGGCACCACCAACGUCUACAGGGUGGGCCACAAGGGAAAAGUGGACCUCAAGUGUACUGUGGAGGCUUCUGGGGGCUUCUACUACAAGGAGCACCUCCCAAAAUUAGGGAAACCAGCUGAGCUGCAGAGGAAGGAGAGCACAGACAGGCAUCCCUUCCAGCACGGGGACAAGGUGAAGUGCCUGCUGGACAUCGACAUCCUGCGCGAGAUGCAGGAGGGCCACGGGGGCUGGAAUCCCAAAAUGGCUGAGUUCAUUGGGCAGACAGGGACCGUGCACAGGAUCACGGACAGAGGGGACGUGAGGGUCCAGUUCAACCCUGAGACCCGCUGGACUUUCCACCCCGGAGCCCUGACCAAGCUCAACACCUUUUGGGUUGGUGAUGUGGUCCGGGUGAUAGAUGAUAUGGAAACAGUGAAGCGGUUCCAACCUGGUCAUGGGGAGUGGACAGAUGAGAUGGCACCUACCCUGGGGCACAUUGGGAAGGUGAUCAAGGUCUAUGGGGAUGGAGAUCUGCGAGUGUCAGUGGGGGGACAGUCCUGGACCUUCAACCCUGCCUGCCUGACAGCCUACCAGAGGGAGGAGGAGGCCAACCUGAUGACCACGGAGAGUGCCAAGGAGUCCAAAAGUACUUUGGUGACUGUCCUGGAGAAGCUGCUGUCCCAGAGGACAGAGUCAGAGCAUGCAGGGUGCCUGGUCAUUUGUGCAGCCCUCAACAACGCAGCUAAAAUCCGGGAGCUCCUCCAGAAGUACCCAGACAAGGUGGAUGCCAAGAACCAGGGCAGGACUGCCCUGCAGAUUGCCUCUUACCAGGGGCACCUGGAGGUGGUGAAGACCCUGCUGCAGGCACACGCCAACGUCGACCUGCGUGACGACGAGGGGGACACGGCGCUGCACUACGCAGCCUUUGGAAACCAAGCCGAAGUUGCCCGUGUGCUGCUGGCCAAGGGGGCCAGUGCAGACCUGCUGAACAAUGCCAAGUGCACAGCCCUGUUCGUCGCUGUCAGCCAAGGCUUCACCGAGGUGGUGAGAGCCCUCUGUGAGCUCAACUGUGAUGUCAACCUCCCAGAUGCCCGGGGAGACACCCCCCUGCAUUAUGCUAUCACCCUGGACUACAAAGUGGUGAUUGAGAUUCUCACUGAAGUUCCCAACAUCGAUUUCACCGUCAAGAACUGUCAAGGCUUCAACCUGCUCCACUAUUCUGCCCUGAAAGGCAACAAGCUAGCCAUAAAGAAAAUUCUGGCCAGGGCUCGACAGCUGGUGGACUCCAAAAAGGAGGAUGGAUUCACUGCCCUGCACCUUGCUGCCCUCAACAACCACUUGGAAGUGGCUGAAAUUCUCAUCAAAGAGGGUCGCUGUGACGUGAACGUGAAGAACAGCAGGAAGCAGAGCCCGCUGCACCUGGCAGUGAUCCAGGGCCACGUGGGCAUGGUGCAGCUGCUGGUGAGCCAGGGCAGCGACGUCAAUGCCGAGGAUGAGGAUGGGGACACGGCCAUGCACAUCGCCCUGGAGCGCCAGCAGCUCAUGGCCCUGGCCCUGGAGAAGAGGGACGGGGACAUGGGGGGCACCCUGCUGGCCAAGCUGCAGGCUUCUGGCUUGCUGGGAAAUGUGGAGCUGAACGUUGGGACUGCCAUGGCCUGCUACUUAGCACAAGAAGGAGCAGAUAUUAAUUAUGCAAAUCAUCGGGGAAAGUCUCCUUUGGACCUCAUCACAGAUGGGAGGAUUGUCCAGAUUGUCAAAGACUUCUCACAGAAAUUCAGGGAUCAGCAGGUUUCUUCUGGGAGCUCCAGCAUCACCUGCAGCCUUCGCCGUGUGCACACCACGCCCAACACCAUGACCAACCUCAGUGUCUCCAGCCUGGCAGUGCCCACAGAGUGCCUGGUCUGCUCAGAGCUGGCCUUGCUCAUCCAUUUCUUCCCGUGCCAGCACAGUAUUGUGUGUGAAGAGUGCUCCAGGAGGAUGAAGAAGUGCAUCAAAUGUCAAGUGACAAUAACCAAAAAGCUGAAACAAGACAGCACGGAGGUGGAGUGCAGCCCCAGCUCGGAGGGCACGGAGCAGAGGAAGCUGAUGGAGGAGCUGCAGAGCCGCUACCGGCAGAUGGAGGAGAGGAUCACCUGCCCCAUCUGCAUCGACGACCAGAUCAAGCUGGUGUUCCAGUGCGGGCACGGCUCGUGCCCAGACUGCAGCACGGCGCUGACCGUGUGCCCCAUCUGCCGCCAGGCCAUCCGCGAGAGGAUCCACAUCUUUGUCUGAGGGUGCUCCUCCUCCCUGUGCCCCAUCGGCCGCCAGGCCAUGCAGGACAGGAUCCACAUCUUUGUCUGAGCCUGCUCCUCCUGUGCCCCAUCUGCCGCCAGGCCAUGCAGGACAGGAUCCACAUCUUCGUCUGAGGGAGUUCCAUCAGCCCCAUCUGCCUCCAGGCCAUCCAGGACAGGAUCCACAUCUUCAUCUGAGGGUACCCCUCCUCCCUGUGCCCUGUCUGCUCUGGGGGAGGAUCCACAGCUUCCUCUGAGGGUGUUCCUCCUCCCUGUGCCCCAUCUGCCCAGAGGUGGAUCCACAUCUUUGUCUGAGGGUGUUCCUCCACCCCCAUCUGCCCCGGGGGAGGAUCCACAGCUUCCUCUGAGGGUGUUCCGUCACCCCCCAUCUGCCUCCAGGCCAUCCAGGAGGGGAUCCACAUCUUUGUCUGAGGCUGCUCCUCCUCCCUGUGCUCCAUCUGCCCAGGACAGGAUCCUCAUAUUUGUCUGAGGGUGUUCUUCCACCCCCAUCUGCCUCCAGGCAAGCUGGGGGAGGAUCCACAUCUUCCUCUGAGGAUGCUCCUCCUCCCUGUGCCCCAUCUGCCUCCAGGACAUCCAGAACAGGAUCCACAGCUUCCUCUGAGGGUGUUCCUCCACCCCCAUCUGCUGCCAGGCCAUCCAGGACAGGAUCCCCA